AUGAGUCCCAAUCAUCCCCACUUACCUAAUAUUUGUUCUAAUGCCAAUUCCGUCGAAUCGUCCAAUUCCACCGCCAGCAUUUUUCUCGGCGGCGUGCGGAGAUCGUGGAUGCUGAAUGCAGCGAACAAUCCCGCCUCUCCCUCUCAUUCUGUCCCCACGCGCACGUCGUAUACCGAUAAUUCGGCAACCGCUACGACUACUACCACCACCGUUGCUGCUGAUGCUGCUGAUUGGACGCGUCAACAAGGCAUGCGAGAGUCGUCCACUCUUCGCAAUAAUGCCGCGUCACUCACCACGGCGCCCGCUGCGCCCUCUCAGCUCCAGAAUGCAAUGUCCCCAGUGACUCCCGGUCACCCCCAGCAGCAAUCCACUGUUCCCGAGCCUUCACCAUGGCGCGUCGUGUUGUCUGACCGAGCGGGGACCGAUCCUGUUUCCACAUCCCCAGCGGCGACUACUGCUGCUACCACUCCCUCCUUCUCCACCACCACUACCACAGUCCCAGCGGCGAUUCAGCGGUCUGCUUCCUAUCCUACCCCAUGCCCGGUCGUAGUCCCUUCUCAAGCUUAUGACAGCUCCGGCAACGUCAACCGCAAUGGCGCAAGUCCUUCGGUGGCAGCAUUCCCAUCCCCUCGGCCAACCCCACGCUCCCAUCAGUCUCCGGUUGGGAUAACGGUAUCCGUAUCUUCACCAGUCGGUGUUGGAGCCCGGGAAAGGAGCGGCGCUCCGCAGCAAUUGCAGAGGCAAGGCUCACACGUGUCUCAUUCACACUCCCCGGCACUAUCUCCAGCAUUUCCGCCAACUGUUGGAUCUCCAGGAAAACAAGUCGUGCAAUCUCCGGUCGCAUCCCGACGGAAUCCUUUCCAUAAUACCACCCUAGAUGAUGCAUUCUAUGACAGGUCGAUGAGUGCCCUUCAAGUCUUCGAAAACCAGCUGAGGCAGAGAAAUUGUCUGGGAAAUGUUGAACAGCCCCGGGCACAACUUCUGACUCAAGCCUGUGCAGAACGUGACCCUCUCCUGACCCCGCAGGAAUUUUUCAAUGUCCCGGGAUAUACCGAGCUUCAGGCACGUGGUCUAGAUGUGAUCAGGAGGCUCCUAGUGGAAAACAGUCGCGUCUCGGGGGGUUUCCUGAAAUGGUCUGCUCAAUUUCCGGCCCCACUAAUGGGCUUGAUACAAAGUUCUCCGUAUCGAGAGGCUGUGGAGCAGGCCGGGCAAUGUCUCGGCUUGCUGGCGGAGAGAUGGCCCAUGUAUGUGCAGCAGGUGCGAUCCCGGGGAAACUUUGGGAUCACGUCCGGGCCUUUGGCGUAUACUAUCUUCCUGUCCACGUGCCGUACGCUGCCCGGAUCCAAGAAUCUACAGUAUUACCAGCAACGCUGCGCAUCGUCGCAGACCCAGAAGGUCGUUCAGGCAUACCGCUCCGUUUCCGAAACAGCUGGCAUACAGCAUCCGGCACAAUCACCGGUGUUAUCCCACGGUCCUGAUAGAGGCCAACGCUCGCUCCGGAUCUAUGUGAGCGGCAAUCGAGUAUAUCGGUUGCGGUGUAUCAAAAUACCACCGGCAACUGGGGAGGUAGCCGAGUCGGCGUGGUCUGUUGCCGAGUCGGUGUGGCCCAGCGUUCUGUAUGUUCACGUCAAUGGGGUGGAGCUCUUUGUCCGCCGACGAUUACACAAUGGCAAAGAUCUACCAUUGGAUAUCACGGACCAUCUUCGAGAAGGGGAGAACAAUGUUUCCUUGCAUUUUAUCCGCAGCCCAGUGGAAACCAACGAUAUGUUAUAUGCAAUGGGGAUUGAAGUACUAGAGGUCUCAGAUAUGGCUCGAGCAUUUUCGCUUGCGCAACUUUUACCCGCCUCAGAAUGCCGGGAGAAGAUUCGGAAUCGUGUCUCUUCAAGAUUACAAGAUGAUGAAAUUAGUGUCGUCAGCGACCACCUGAGUGUCAACCUCGUGGAUCCUUUCACCGCACGCAUAUUCGAUCGCCCUGUACGCGGACGCUCGUGCCAACAUCAAGAUUGCUUUGAUCACUUAACCUGGAUACAAACGCGUGCCUCCAAGUCCGGGAAGCGCAGCCUGAAAAACGACUGGAAAUGUCCCAUUUGUGCCCGAGAUGCGCGACCCCAGCAUCUAGUCAUCGAUGGUUACCUUCAAGAAGUGCACUCAGAGUUAGCACGCACCAAUCGACUCGAGGUGGCAAAGGCAAUCCUGAUCAAAGCAGAUGGGUCCUGGGAAUUAAAAACGGAAGCAGACACACGAGUGUCCAGUGAACGCGGUGCUGAAAACAGUAUGGGGCGAACUGCAUCUAAAAGAAAAGCCACAGACAAUAGUGGCCAUUCACCAUCUCAAAAGACAAAAUCUGAACGGGUCAGCUCCGUGAAUGGGGAGAACUCCUGCAUGACUGAUGACUUGCGCUGA
Messenger RNA from Aspergillus alliaceus, 2403 nucleotides. RefSeq names its product MIZ zinc finger domain protein. Bases 1 to 2403 code for a protein of 800 amino acids. Gene Ontology annotation, biological process: protein sumoylation. The transcript is spliced from 9 exons. Lineage: Eukaryota; Fungi; Ascomycota; Eurotiomycetes; Eurotiales; Aspergillaceae. Gene Ontology annotation, molecular function: zinc ion binding; SUMO ligase activity. The record is from RefSeq and is a predicted model, not a curated record.